GCUUUUUAUUGUCAUUUAAGUCACUCACACCCACUCACAUCCACUCAUUUACUCACUUUAAUAUAUAUUCUCUCAUCUUCAUCCUCUCCAAACCCUUCCACCUCCAUUAUUCAACCAAACUUUAAACCCCACUAUCUCACCAUAACUCUCAAAUUUUUAUUACCCACUACCUCACAACUAUAAAUCAUCCUUCAUUCUUCCAUAUAUCCCACUCAAAAUUUCCUUCACUCACCAAAUCCGAAAAUACAUUAUCAAAACCUAAGUUCUCAAUCCUUCAACCAUGGCACCCAAACUUUCAAGAAAUGCUAAAGGAAAGAAUAAGGUUGGUGAGACAAGUGAAGAUCCACAAGAACAACAACCAACUCUCAAAAGUCGGAGACUUACAUUCAACAUUCGGAGUCGGAAACUUCUUCCGGCAAAAUACGGUAACAUUCCGGAGGAUUGGCUACCUUAUAGUAAGGUUGAUGUGUUUGUGAGUAUGUGCCGACCAACUCAACGCGAGACGGCACGCCAACAACUUGUUACCAAAUUUAAUAUGUUCGGUUCAAGCUUAUCUGUAAGUGAUAGGAUGCUUCAUCUUAUCAUAGCUUAUGUUUUAUUUCCGAAGAAUUCUAACCAUUCCAGGAUAAACGAGUUCGAGUUGAUGGUGUUGCAUGCUCUAAGACGUGGCAUAGAGGUAAAUUGGUCUCUUUCAAUCAUGCGCCAUAUGCAACUAAUGGCUUCCCUUCAAGGAGGACUCCCAUAUGCAAGGGCAAUUUCUCGCAUUAUUCAAAAUGCCGGUGUUCUUCUUCAACGGGAACCAAAGAAGAGUAUGAAUAGACCCGAGUGUGCCAUCUCCACAACAUCCGCUUUAAAAAAUACCGGAAUUGUGAUGGGUAAUGAUGGAAGAUAUUUUUACAAGGUUGAUGUUGAGCCCGCCGCACAACAGAUGCAACAACCUCCCGAAGGAGGAUUUACCAUGGAUAUGAUGUUUCAAAAGCUUUGCUCUAUCCAAACAUCUAUUGACAACAAUAGGAGGGAUAACAACUAUGAGCAUAAUCUUAUGAAGAAACAAAUGAGGGAUAUCCAACGGACUCAAAGAAGGAUCUUGGCACAUUAUGAGGAAGAGGAAGAGGGAAGUGAUGAAGAAGAAGAAGAAGAUGAUGAAGAUGAAGAAAACAUGGAUGAAAGUGACUAAUUUCUUUGCUUUUUAAUUACUAUGUUUUUAUUUUAUUAGUCUUUUAAUUUCAUGUUUUUAGACAUUGUCUUAAUUUAUGUUUCGUGAUGUUUAGGAUUAAAUUAUGUCUUUGUUUGUAACCGUAAAAACUACGUUCCGUAUCGUUCAUUCGUGUUAUGUUGUGAUGUUUUACAUUUCAUUGUGUGAUAUUUGUGUUAUGUUUCAAUUUCAUUUCAAGAUUAUCUUUUUCCCCAUCCUUUUUGAUAAUAACAAAGGGGGAGAAGAGUAUGCAUGUUUGUGUUGUUGUUUUGUUCAAAAGAAAAAAUGCAGGCCAUUGCUAAACAUUAAAACUCAUCACCAUAAAUCAAAGGAAUCAUGGAUUUAGGGGGAGUUUCUAACAUAGGGGGAGCCUUGCAUUAUUCAACAAUUUUUUCAAAAGCACAAAACAACUCAAUCUCAAAACAUUUUCAAGACUUGGUUGUCAUCAUCAAAAAGGGGGAGAAUGUAAUUGCAAAAGCCUCUCAAGCAUAUGUGUUUUGAUGAAGACAACAUGGACAUCAAGCUCUCAUAAAGGAUGUGCAAAAAGAUUGUCAAAGCUAAAGAAACAUCUUUCAAAGUCUUGAAGAUAUUGUGAAGAUUCAAGAAUCAAGAAAUAAAUGGCAAAGGUAUAAACAAUACUCACUUUGACAUAUAAUUGUUCACAAUAUCUACUCUCAUGCAUAUCAUAAUCAUAAACAAUUUUCAUAUACCAUAGAAACCACUUAAAACCUUUUUUCAUAGUUAAAUUUCAAAAUAAAGGUUUUAGGAACCGGGUUGUCCCUACAGGGGAACCGGUUCCCAGAUUUCUCAAAUUUUCACUCUCUGUGGUUUACUAUGGGGAACCGGGUUGUCCCUAUGCAGGAACCGGUUCCUCAGUGCAAAAAUUCAAAUAUUCUGCUGUAACGUUCAGCAGGAACCGGGUUGUCCUAUACAGGAACCGGUUCCUACUGAACCAGUGUGACUUUUCCAUUGCUUGUUUCACAUAAACGAAAAUAUAUUCUUCACAUUGAAACAUUGCAUUCCUACAUGGAAAAAUACCCUUUUGAAAAGGUGUUUAACACAAUAUAUAUUACACA
Molecule: messenger RNA, 2271 nt
Organism: Vicia villosa (hairy vetch)
Lineage: Eukaryota; Viridiplantae; Streptophyta; Magnoliopsida; Fabales; Fabaceae
Exons: 2
Coding region: 281-1177 (298 amino acids)
Source: RefSeq, a predicted model, not a curated record